This is a messenger RNA of Ruditapes philippinarum (Manila clam), 1347 nucleotides long. RefSeq lists its product as uncharacterized. Lineage: Eukaryota; Metazoa; Mollusca; Bivalvia; Venerida; Veneridae. The coding region runs from base 166 to 1107 and encodes 313 amino acids. The transcript has 8 exons. The record is from RefSeq and is a predicted model, not a curated record.
GCUGCAAUACAAACAGAAAAAUGAUAAAACUUAUCUAAACGUGUUCAAAGUGAUGUAUAUGAUAUGUUUACAAUAUGUUACUUUAUUAACAUGAAUGUUUUACAUUCAGUCAGUCAUCUUUAAAAAUAUAAUUCUUAUUCGGUAAAGAUUAACAAAAAUUGAAGAAUGGUAUAUAUAAGGUUGUCUUUUGUCAUGCUCACUGUAACAGUGUCUCAACAAGUUUUUGCGGACUGGACAUUCCCUGGAUAUUGUGCACAAAAGAAUUCAUACAUACGUGAUCCAAAUCUUCCUGUAAGCACAAGGUUACCCCCACUGCCUGUUCUCCCGAAAACCUUUCAAGUACAAGUCGAGGCGCAACUUUUAGACAGGAAAGUAACGAAAACUGGGAAAAUAUUUUACGAUGAAAGAAGAAAACGAGCGACUGUUAAAAUGUUUGCCAACAAUCAACUCAGUACUUCUAUUUUUGAUUUUGAUAUAAAUCAAACAAUUUUCGUCAACAAUGGUUCUUGCUAUGUUCGUGAUUAUUUAACGACGGACCAGUCAAUUCUUAUUGGUGCUAAACAAACUGGUAAUUCCACUUCCGGAACUCUCAACUUCGAUAAAGCAAAUGGUCUGCUAUACAAAGGAAGGAAAACUGUUCGUGAUAUAAACUGUGAUUGGUGGCAGUCAUGUAUAAUCUGGCCGCAAGCUAACUUCACCUUAGAUUAUUAUUUUUCGGCAUACAACUGGAGUUCUCCAUCUUCACCGAGACAAGUGCCCGUGCUUGCAGAGAUUUUAGGUUCCAAAUAUAUGAUACCACAAGAUGUUCCAAUACACCAUAUAUAUGAAUAUUUUGACUUCAGAAAUAAAAUCUGGGAAGACAAUUCUGUUUUUGAGGUACCAAGUGGCUUAAUUUGUCCGGGACUUCCUAUCACAAAAACAGUACCAAACCUGCCACAAACGUUCUCAUUCAAUGAAGAAAUUAUAAGUACAGAUGGUGUUCAAAGUGGAUCUGUGUACUACGAUAGGAAAGCUAAAAUUAUUCGUUAUUUAUAUACAUCGUUUUUUAGUCCAAAUCUCAUGUUUGUAAUACAAGAUUUUAACACAGGUAUAUUGUUUUUCUGUUAAGUUUUACAGAUUUGUAGUAACCUUAGUGAUUAGUUCAUGUUAUAUAAUUAUAUAAUUAUAUAUAUUUCCCCGAAGUAACUAGUUCGCUGUCCUGAAGUUGGCUAUUUCACUUUAAAAGUUCUUACGUUUUAGUAGACCUUAUAACUUGACGUUUUGUUUUAUAUCUAUUAACAUUAAUUUGUAAAAAUAGUUUCAAACUUCAUUCAGUGUUUAAAGCAACUCGCCUCCAGAUGGCAGAAU